Messenger RNA from Neodiprion fabricii, 2762 nucleotides. RefSeq names its product bolA-like protein 3 (gene PIG-U). The record is from RefSeq and is a predicted model, not a curated record. The transcript has 5 exons. NCBI's taxonomy places the organism in Eukaryota, Metazoa, Arthropoda, Insecta, Hymenoptera, Diprionidae. Gene Ontology annotation, biological process: protein localization to cell surface; attachment of GPI anchor to protein. Gene Ontology annotation, cellular component: membrane; GPI-anchor transamidase complex. Bases 1152 to 2489 code for a protein of 445 amino acids.
GAGGGUGUGGCGCGAUGUUUGAAGUAAAUGUGGUUGCCCCAGAAUUCAGAGGACUCAAUACAGUUAAACAGCAUCGGGUUAUCAAUGAAUAUAAUCCUUGUGUUUCAUGUUUGCUUAUAGAUUCUGAAGGAAGAAAUUAAAAACAUGCAUGGUAUUCGUAUACAUACAAGUGCUCAGGACACCUAGACUUUUUAUAUCAAAAGUGCUUCAAAUUUACGAAAUGAAAAAUACAGCGACAUGUAUUUGGAUAUAGUUAACUGGAUUUGGAAUCAGUUGGAAUUGCGUAUAUUUAUACAUAUGUCACGAAGUUUAACGCAUUCGAAUUACUUGCGAGAGUGCAUUUCUCGCGAAAAAAUAAAAGGGUUAGCCUUCCUUUUUUGCGAUUUUUAGAGUAAUUUACCUCAGGUUCGACCUACAGGACCCUUUUCUCACUCGUUGGUUCCUAAGGAAUUCAAUAAAGAUAUCUAGAAAGUACGAAGACCAACAGCUAAUUGUAAGUAAAUACGAAGAAAAACCGACGAAAUCCAUCUAAAAUCAUCUUCCCGCUCUAUCUUUUGAUCCAUUAUUCCUAACUAUAAACUAUUCGCAUUCGUUUUCUUUUUCAGAUUUUUUUUUAAAUCUGCACAAUUUUGUAGAGGAAAAUGCAACGAGGUUAGUUGACUUUAAUCUAGUUUAUUAAUUCUUAUGGGUUUUACAAUUUGAUUUUCGUCUUAUUUGGUACGUUACCUCCAGACCCGGAAAACCAUUACGAAAAAGAACUGGCCUAGCUAGCACCCAUAGUAAAUAGGUAUAUCUGUGGCCAAAGUGGGCAAACCUUGUACUAAAAGCUGAUCAAAUCUCAACACUGCAGCCUAUCGUCGUUGCUGUCGUCAGUACUAUUAGACGCUGUGAGUCGACCCUAUAGCUGUGGUAUAUAGUUUGAGCAAAUCGCAUCGAGCUCCAUUUAUACAAGACGAUAUUCUCUAUGGCUCCAUUGCGGCUUAAUGUUUAUGUGCAUUAAUAGCGUCUCAGGUUAUGAAAAAUGAAGGCUAAAAAUGUCCGUUUGAUAGAGUUGCUAAAUAAUGAAUUAAACUUUUUAAUAGUAGAUUGAAACUGAUAAACGUCAAGUGUUGUAAGACGUACAGGUUAGGGUGUGGUUGCCACCAAUUAUAAUGAGUACUACUCAAAAAUUUGUAUUUUUCGCUUUGGCGGCAACGAUAAGGUUGCUAUUAAUAUAUUCCGAAUAUCAAAAGAUCAUCGCUGACAGAGUCGAAGUAUCCACAGCACUUAACUCAUGGAAAAAAGUUACCGAGGGAGUCUACCUACGAGAAGCUGGUAUCGAUCCUUACACCGGUGAUCUGUUUCAUGAAAGUCCCAUAGGCCUUGUCGUCUUCAGUUAUAUGCAAAAGUACUUGUCAUUGUGUAUGUUAUGUGGCAUAUUUGUCUUCACGGAUUUGGCCACGGCAUGGAUUUUGGGUGCGACUGCUUAUCGUUACACGAGUGAACUAAUUGCCACCGAACAAAAAGACAUCCAGAAACGCAAAAAGGAAUCCAAUGACGAAGAAUUAUCAACUUUACCUUCAUCAAUGUCAAUACCAGCAUCCAGUGUUACGUCUUCCGCUUUACUCGUACCUUCAGCUUACCUUUUCAACCCAUACGUAGUUUUUAAUUGUGUAGGAUUAACCACAACCGUUUUUACGAACUUUCUGCUAUCCGCGGCUCUAUAUUCUAUGAUAAACAAAUCGAGAUUAUGUAGUUGUUUCACUAUAGCUGUUUUAACAUUGCAAGGACUUUAUCCCAUUACUCUUAUGGUACCUGCCACAAUAUACUUGGCACGAAACGAAGAAGGUAAAAAUAAAAAUUUCCCCUACGGAAAUAUUAAUAAGACAAUAGCGAUGUUCAUUGGUAUUCUCAUUGCAUUAUAUUACCUCUCCUACAAAGUAUCAGGGAGCUGGUCAUUUUUGCACAGUACAAUUGGUUUCAUUUUAACAGUACCUGAUCUGCGGCCAAACAUCGGCCUGUACUGGUACUUCUUCACAGAAAUGUUUGAACACUUUAGGUGGCUAUUUGUUGCAUCAUUUCAAAUAAACGUAGGCCUGCUCUACGUUGCUCCUCUCGCGCUACGAUUUCGCCGCGAUCCUAUGCUCCUGGCCUUCUCGUAUCUCGCAAUCGCGGCUAUUUUCAAAUCGUACCCUUGUUUAGGAGAAGUAGGAUUUUAUAUGGCUCUACUACCAAUGUGGAAGCAUCUCUUUCCGCAUAUGCAGCAAGGAUUCAUUGUCAGCUGCUUCCUUUUGUCCUGCACAGUGUUUGCUCCAACAGUUUGGCACCUGUGGAUUUAUUCACGAUCAGCAAAUGCGAACUUUUACUUCGGUGUCACGUUAGCCUUUGCUAUCGCACAAAUAUUUCUAGUUACCGAUGUUCUCUUUGCCAGCGUCAAACGAGAAUUUUCUUUGCGACACGGGCUGUCGAGAGAAAUCCACGGAAAUACUGGCAAACUUUUACUCGAAUAAACUCCAUUGGAUGUAUUUUUACACGUACAUUCCGUGUCCAGAUUGUAAUGCCGAUUGGAGGUGAAAAAUCGGGACGCACUCUAAAGAAGAUGAAACUAAACAUAUAAGCAUUCAUUCGAAAAUUGAAUGCGUAACGUCAAUUACGACGUUCACAAGUUUUAGUUGAGAAUUCACAAUGAAUUUAUUGCGGCGAAAAUAUCCCCUCUGCUUGGGUAACAACAAAAUCCAGUGUCAUGAUUCACGAACGAUUAAAAAUCUAAUUCACCAACAUUA